Molecule: messenger RNA, 1771 nt
Organism: Solanum pennellii
Lineage: Eukaryota; Viridiplantae; Streptophyta; Magnoliopsida; Solanales; Solanaceae
Product: inactive glucose-1-phosphate adenylyltransferase small subunit 2, chloroplastic-like
Exons: 9
Coding region: 120-1526 (468 amino acids)
Biological process (GO): glycogen biosynthetic process
Molecular function (GO): glucose-1-phosphate adenylyltransferase activity
Source: RefSeq, a predicted model, not a curated record
UAAUGAGAGGACAAAUAUUCUGAUGGGACUUGCUUGCAUGGCUAAAUAUUCCCUUCUUAAAUUGAUGUGACAUAACACAAAAAAGGCAAAGUAUAUAAACCACCAAUUAGGUGAUUUUGAUGAACAAAAAAUAUUCACUCAUGUCUCUUCCUACUUGGUUAAAUCUCAAGAUUAAGUCCCCUCAUGAGUAUAGAUACAAGCCUACAUCUAGGCUCAUUCCAUCUUCUAUUCCAUCAAAGUUGAAUCUACCAUAUACAAAUCACUCUGAAUGUCCAAACAUUCUAUGUCCUCCAAUAGACCAGAAUGUUGCAGCAAUAGUGUUUGGAGAUGGAUCAAAUUCAAAACUUUAUCCAUUGACAAAGAGGAGAUCAGAAGCUGCACUUCCUAUAGCAGGAAACUACAGGCUCGUUGAUGCAGUUAUCAGUAACUGCAUCAACAGUAAUAUCAAGAAGAUUUAUGCACUUACACAGUUUAACUCUGCCUCUCUGAAUUCUCACCUUUCAAGAGCUUAUUCCUCUGCACACAUCGGAAACGAACCAUUAGUUGAUGUCAUUGCAGCUUAUCAGAGUCCUGAAGGCAAGGGCUGGUUUCAGGGAACUGCUGAUGCGAUAAGAAGAUGUUUGUGGGUACUAGAAGAGUAUCCGAUUGUAGAUUUUCUGGUUCUUCCUGGUUACCAUCUUUACAAAAUGGAUUUCCAGGAACUCUUAAAGGUCCACAGCAACAACAAAGCCGAUAUAACUGUUGCAGUGUUGAGCAGAAAGACGGAUAAAGAUAUAGAACUUGGUACUUUCCAAGUAAAUUCUGAAAAUCAAGUCAUUUCGUUCAAAGACAAUCCAGAGGUACAAAAUUCAGACAUUUCUCAUGAUAAGUAUGCUGGUAUGGAUAUCUAUGUUGUUAACAAAGAUGCCAUGAUAAAGCUUCUUACAGAGUAUCACCCCAUGGCCAAUGACUUCAGAAGAGAAGUUGUACCAGGUGCAAUUUCCUUAGGAAUGAAUGUAUAUGCACACAAAUUCAGUGGCUACUGGGAGGACAUGAAAACCAUUGAAGCUUACUACCAAGCAAAUAUGGAAAGCUUAAAGAACACAAAUAGCUUGUAUGACAAAGAAUCUCCCCUAUACACUUUGCCUCGACACCUGCCUCCAACUCAGAUAUCUGAUGCUGCUAUAACAGACUCUGUGAUCGGAGACGGAUGCUUUCUCAAUAGAUGCAAGAUCAGAGGUACUGUCGUCGGCAUGAAGACAAGGGUAGGAGAUGGAGCGAUAAUUGAGGAUUCAGUAAUAAUGGGAUCUGAUACUUACCAAAGUGGUCGCGCAGAGGAGGAUAUACACAUUCCUAUUGGAAUUGGAGAAGGCUCACAGAUAAAGAAAGCAAUAAUUGAUAAGAAUGUGAGAAUUGGCAAAAAUGUUAAGAUAUUGAACAAGGAAAAUGUUCAAGAGUGCAAUAAUGAAGCAAAUGGUUACAUUAUCACCAAAGGCAUAGUUGUAAUAAUGAAGGGUGCCAUUAUUCCAGAUGGGAGCAUUCUGUGACAGAUAACAUCAUUCUUUGAAUGACUUGAUAGGAAAUCAUAGCUACAGGGAGUCAAAUUGUACACUGAGAUUUCUUUUUUCUUUUUUUUUGUUAAUUCAUACAUUUUACUUCACUUUGGUUGAUAGUUCAGAUUUAGAUCAUACAGAAUCAUUCUGUAAAGACUUUAAUUCAUGUUAAGGGGAAUAAAGUUUCCAAAUUUUGGAAUCUUUUUAAUAAAAAUGUCAGCUUUGCUCUUUCUGGAAAA